Messenger RNA from Jaculus jaculus (lesser Egyptian jerboa), 3114 nucleotides. RefSeq names its product sorting nexin 25 (gene Snx25). Gene Ontology annotation, cellular component: early endosome membrane; intracellular membrane-bounded organelle. NCBI's taxonomy places the organism in Eukaryota, Metazoa, Chordata, Mammalia, Rodentia, Dipodidae. The record is from RefSeq and is a predicted model, not a curated record. Gene Ontology annotation, molecular function: phosphatidylinositol binding. The transcript has 19 exons. Bases 82 to 2598 code for a protein of 838 amino acids.
GUCCGCUGCCGGCUCGGGAGCGCUGUAUGUGGAAGUUCCCAGGAGGCUGUUCAGUCCAGAAGGGUGGUGAUUUCUCAUAACAUGGACAAAGCUCUGAAAGAAGUGUUUGACUACAGUUAUAGAGACUACAUCUUCCCCUGGUAUGGGACUCUCAGCAGAGAUGAAGGGCAGCUUUACCAUCUGCUCUUGGAAGACUUCUGGGAAAUUGUCAGGCAGAUUCGCCACAGGCUGAGUCAUGUGGAUGUAGUUAAAGUCGUCUGCAAUGAUAUUGUAAGAACUUUACUCACUCAUUUCUGUGACCUGAAAGCUGCUAAUGCCAGACAUGAAGAACAGCCAAGGCCUUUUGCAUUGCACACAUGCUUGAAGAACUCAAAUGAUGAAGUAAGAUUCCUACAAACAUGUUCUCGGGUUCUGGUGUUUUGCCUGCUCCCUUCAAAGGAUGUCCAGUCCCUCAGCUUACGUAUAAUGCUUGCAGAAAUUCUCACAACAAAAGUCUUGAAGCCAGUAGUGGAGUUAUUAAGUAAUCCAGAUUAUAUUAACCGAAUGCUACUUGCCCAGUUGGAGCAUAGAGAGCAGAUGAAUGAACAUCACAAGCGCGCCUACACGUAUGCGCCUUCUUAUGAGGAGUUCAUCAAACUCAUCAACAGCAAUUCUGACGUGGAGUUCUUGAAACAGCUAAGGUAUCAAAUCGUUGUAGAAAUAAUCCAAGCAACUACAAUUAGCAGCAUUCCCCAGCUGAAGCGGCACAAAGGUAAAGAAUCUGCUGCAAUGAAAACUGACCUCCUGAGGGCCAGGAAUAUGAAAAGAUACAUAAAUCAAUUAACUGUGGCAAAGAAGCAAUGUGAGAAGAGGAUCCGAGCCCUGGGAGGUCCUGCCUAUGACCAGCAGGAGGAAGGAGCCCUGGAUGAGGGGGAAGGGCCUCAGAGUCAGAAGAUUCUUCAGUUUGAAGAUAUUUUGGCCAAUACUUUCUACCGAGAGUACUUUCGCAUGUACAUGGAAAGAAUGGGCAAGAGAGCUCUGAUUGGCUUGUGGGAGUCUGUGGAACAUCUGAAGAAUGCUAACAAGAAUGAAAUUCCACAAUUAGUUGGUGAAAUCUAUCAGUAUUUCUUUGUGGAAAGCAAAGAAAUAUCUGUGGAAAAGUCACUUUACAAAGAAAUUCAGCAAUGUCUUGUAGGAAAUAAAGGUAUUGAAGUGUUCUGCAAAAUCCAGGGAGAAGUAUAUGAGACCUUGAGGGAAAGGUACUACCCAUCAUUUAUUGUCAGUGACCUGUAUGAGCAGUUGAUGAUCAAAGAAGAAAAACAUGCUUCACAUAUUUCUAACAAGGAUGAGAUGGGCCUGGGCAGUGAUGGUGUUGGCGAAGCUGCAGAGGAAGGCACUGGUGGGAUUAGUGAACAAGACAGCUUUGCUGGCAACAGACUCCGAGAGCUAAAUGAGAAGCUGGAAUAUAGAAGGCAAGCUCUGAGUUCUAUUCAGAAUGCUCCAAAACCUGACAAGAAGAUCAUUUCCAGGUUGAAAGAGGAAAUACUUCUCAUAGAGAAAGAAUGCACAGACCUCCAGCUGCACAUGGCAAGAACAGACUGGUGGUGUGAAAACCUCGGCAUGUGGAAAGCUUCUAUCACUUGUGCAGAGGUCACGGAAGAAAAUGGAGAGCAAAUGCCUUGUUAUUUUGUGAUGGUAAGCCUACAGGAAGUUGGAGGGGUUGAAACUAAGAACUGGACUGUCCCAAGAAGGCUCAGUGAGUUUCAGAAUUUACACCGGAAACUUAACGAGUGUGUCCCUUCUUUAAAAAAAGUCCAGUUGCCUUCUCUUAGCAAGCUGCCUUUCAAAUCUAUAGAUCACAAGUUUUUGGAAAAGUCAAAGACUCAAUUAAAUAAGUUUUUAAAGAAUCUACUUUCAGAUGAAAGACUGUGUCAGAGCGAAGCCCUUUAUGCCUUUUUGAGCCCUUCUCCUGACUACCUCAAGGUUAUUGAUGUGCAGGGGAAAAAAAACUCUUUUUCAUUGUCAUCAUUUUUAGAAAAACUUCCUCGUGACUUCUUCUCCCAUCAGGAGGAGGAGAUAGAGGAAGACAGUGACCUGUCAGAUUACGGUGAUGAUGUGGAUGGGAAGAAAGACGCCUUGGCUGAACCAUGUUUCAUGUUGAUUGGGGAAAUUUUUGAACUUAGAGGAAUGUUCAAAUGGGUGAGAAGAACAUUAAUUGCUCUUGUUCAGGUCACUUUUGGAAGAACCAUCAACAAACAAAUCCGGGACACAGUGAACUGGAUGUUCAGCGAGCAAAUGUUGGUUUAUUACAUCAGUGUUUUCCGGGAUGCUUUUUGGCCAAAUGGGAAAUUGGCACCACCAACUAAAAUAAGAAGUGAAGUGCAGAGUCAGGAGACGAAACAGAGAGCACAGCAAAAACUACUUGAAAACAUUCCAGAUACACUUCAGAGCCUUGUUGGGCAGCAAAAUGCACGCCACGGUAUAAUAAAAAUAUUCAAAGCCCUGCAAGAAACAAGAGCCAACAAGCAUCUGUUAUAUGUGCUGAUGGAGAUGCUGCUAACUGAGCUAUGCCCUGAGCUGAGAACUCAUUUAGAUCAACUCAAAGCUGGUCAAGUUUGAGACUGCACAAAUCAACCACCAGAGAAAUGUCUGUGUAACAAUAGACAUGAAACAUUUCCCUCUUUUCCACAGAGGGCCUGACAGAACUAUAUCAAUUUCCAUUUUCAUUACCUCCCUCUUGUUUUAUGUGAAAUAAGCAGAUUUUGGGGGAGGGGACUUGAUGCUGUACUAGGCAACAGAAAAAUAGACUUGUUUAUUGAUUUUUAUUUAAACACUAUAGAUACUUUAAAGCUCAACAAAUUGAUUGAAAUACAAAUGUUGAUAUGUGUUAAGAAAUUAGAAAAUAUUUUAAAUAUUUAUGAAAAACAGUUUUGUUUUGAAAAGAACUAUGAAUAUUGUACAGUUAAUUUCCUCACUGAGGAUUCUGAACAUUCCUUUGUUAUUUCAUGUAUAUUGAAGAACAUUUUGUGCAAUGCUUUGUGUAAAGUUGUUGUGAAAAUUUUAUUGUUUUUAUUUUUACCAAAGAUUUCCUAUAGUUUGAAGCACUUGAGCAAUAAAAUAUAAAAAUAAAUCCAA